AUGUCGGGGGACAUCAAUAGCCAGGCCUUCUGGAAUGAGUUCAUGCGACGUCCAGAUGCCAAGGCGGCUUACCAAGCGGAGAGGCGCCUGCAGGAGAAAAAACGGGUGUGGCUGGAAGAGAGAAGGGUGAUCGAGGAGCGCGGAGAGCAUCGGCGGAGAAUUGCAGAUGCUUUGGAGGAAGCGCCGGCAGAGCUGAAGAAGCUCAUUGCUCCCAUGUUCCACAUCAGAUUUGUGGAGGAUUAUUUGUGGAUGAUUUUUGACGAGUGCGCAAAGAAACAAACGCACUUCCACGAUAAGCUCCGCGAUGCCGCGACCAUGGACCAAUUGCUGCGAAUGCGGGAAAACUUCCAGGCAGGUGGCGAGGAGCGCAUGGUCGAGCUAGAGAAAGAAUGGCAUGCCCAGUGCAAGGCCAUGUCGGAUGCUGAGCAGCGAAAGAAGGAGCAACUUCCGCAAAACAUUGACAUUCACACGCUGAAGCACGUGUUAGAAUAUGCUCAGGAGUGCAAGCGCGAAGGCAAUUUGAGAUUUCAAGAAGGCCUGUAUGAAGAGGCCCUGCACAUAUACAGUCAAGCGGACGAUGCGAUGAAGAAGUGGAAGGUUGACAAGCAGUUGAAGAACGAGGCAAAGUGGCUCAAAGACUACCACUUGGCCUGCCUGAAGAACAAGGCUCAAGCCGCUUUGAAGCUGGAGCUUUUUCAGACGGCCUUGGAUGCUUCAGAAGCUGCACUGGCAAUCGAUGAAGAGGACCACAAAGCAUGGUACAGGAAGGUGCAAGCCGAGAAAGGGCUUGGCAAGUUCAAGGAGGCCGAGGAGUCGCUAACAAAGCUUGAGGAUGUGGCACAGUGGUGUGCUGACCGACGCCGGAUCCUGCGAGACUGCGAAGCAGAGCGCAAGAGGAUCAAGGUUGCUCGCGUCAAGCACAAGCAGAGCACGCAAGACAUGCUUGGACGAGCGUUUCAGGCUGGAGUUUUCAGCCUUGACCGCGACAGAGAGCUGGAAGAGGCAGCCAAGAAGCUGGAAGAGCCGAUCCGUCCACAGGUCACUGAUCAAAAGAGACCAGAGGCACGGGGAAAAAUCAGGCAAAAUGGACUCGUGCCAGCCUGGCAAGCUCAAAGAGCGCUCCUUCUUGCAGAGGCGCGACCUCUGGAAAGGAAGAUCCACCUCACGGCUGCCCUGGCCGGUGACUUGAUGGAUGAAUUGGCGGCGGCUUAUGGCCAGAAGUGGUUCCAGGAGCGGGUGCGAAAGUGCGCCCGAGAUUCUGGGUACGAGCGAUCGGUGUUCCUGAUGCGGCUGAAGGAUGUGGCUUUCGAAGUGCAGAAGCCCGUGCUGGAGAAGUGGGGCUUUGAGGGCAAUGAACAUGGUGUUCGAGAGAUGACUGCGGCCAUUCGCGCGCAUGCCGACAAGGCAUGCGUUGUCUCGACGUCAAUCGGGCUCUACUUGAGGUUUAGCCACCUGCUCACAAUAGCCAGCUUGCGCAGGAAUCAUGACUCCGUCAUCACGCUGGUGGACCAGAACCCAAUAAUAGCGCCUCUUUGUUAUAUCGGCGUGCUGAUUACUGUCAUUGGCAUUACUUGUCCAGGGGCCACUAUGCUCAGUUUGCUGGGCGGUGUGCUUUUCAAGCAGCCAUAUGCCAGCCUCUAUGCGUACUGCGGCUACAUCGUUGGGGCAACAAUCUCGUACUUUGUCACGACCUUUGUGCUGGGCGACUACAUGCGGAAAAGACUGGCUGCGAAUUCUCAACUGUACCAGAAGUUUGAGGCCAAUGUACGCAACAACGCUUUCGCCUACCUCGUCGCUGCGCGGUACACAAUGGUCUUUCCUUUCUUCUUCGUGAAUGGGGCAGCUGCUUUAGUGGGUGUCAGAUGUAGGACUUUCAUCGCAGCAACUUCGGUGAGUUGCAUUCCUGGCUCUGCACCUCUGACAUGA
Effrenium voratum is the source of this 1926-nucleotide messenger RNA. NCBI's taxonomy places the organism in Eukaryota, Dinophyceae, Suessiales, Symbiodiniaceae. The record is from the annotation of a GenBank genome assembly.